GAUAUUCCGUUUUCUAGGUAGCUACGUAAGUAAUACAAAUGGCGACUGUCCAAAAGGACAAGAAGGCUGGACCGCCGGUGGCUGCCCUUGCUGCCGUGGGAGUGCUUGCCGUCGCUGGUCUGGGCGCCGCUGCCGCUUUACUGCUUUCUGGCAAGGGAUCUAGCAAUGCAAAGCCUGCCGUCAGCAAAGCGAAGAAGCAAGUCCUCACAAAGUCUGCCAGCCGCUCUGGCAACGCUCCGACGCCGCGGAAGUCGCUGUCCAAGCCCGCUGCCGGAACUCCCACACGUGCGGCCGCGGCGAGCACAGCGUCACCCCGCAUGGCACCCGCUUCCACCCCGUCUGCUCGUGCUGGACUCCCAACGGCUUCCCCAACGAAGUCGGUGCCGGCAGCUGCACCCGUCGCUGCACCACCAGUCACUGCGCCUCCGGCGCCCGCACCCGCUGCUGCCGCUGCCCCGGUGACUGCAAUCAGCCGCAGUGCCCCUGUGCCCGAGGCUGCCACUGUCGCUGCUGCCCCCGCAGCGGCGGCUGCAGUGGCGAAGCCUGCUGCGAACGGCCCGGCGGUGAUGGAGCGCAGUGCACCAGCACCGGCUGCCUCUAGCGCGGCUGCGGCUGAGAAGGCCGCGGCUGAGAAGGCGGCCGCGGAGAAGGCUGCGGCUGAUAAUGCGGCCGCGGAGAAGGCUGCGGCUGAGAAGGCGGCUGCGGAGAAGGCGGCUGCGGAGAAGGCGGCUGCGGAGAAGGCUGCGGCUGACAAGGCUGCGGCUGAGAAGGCGGCCGCGGAGAAGGCUGCGGCUGAGAAGGCGGCCGCGGAGAAGGCUGCGGCUGAGAAGGCUGCGGCUGAGAAGGCUGCGGCUGAGAAGGCUGCGGCUGAGAAGGCUGCGGCUGAGAAGGCUGCGGCUGAGAAGGCUGCGGCUGAGAAGGCGGCAGCGGAGAAGGCUGCGGCUGAGAAGGCUGCGGCUGACAAGGCUGCGGCUGAGAAGGCAGCGGCUGAGAUGGCUGCGGCUGAGAAGGCAGCGGCUGAGAAGGCUGCGGCUGAGAAGGCUGCGGCUGAGAAGGCGGCCGCAGAGCAGGCUGCGGCUGAGAAGGCUGCGGCUGAGAAGGCGGCAGCGGAGAAGGCGGCAGCGGAGAAGGCUGCGGCUGACAAGGGUACGGCCGACAAGGCGGUAGCCGACGAGGCGGCCGCUGACAAGGCGACAGCGGAGCAGGCGGCAGCGGAGAAGGCGGCAGCGGAGAAGGCUGCAGCAGAGAAGGCUGCAGCAGAGAAGGCGGCAGCAGAGAAGGCGACAGCGGAGAAGGCGGCAGCAGAGAAGGCGGCCGCUGAUAAGGUGGCAGCGGAGAAGGCGGCAGCGGAGCAGGCAGUCGCGGCGACGAAGGCGGCUACCGAUAAGGCGGCUGCCGACAAGGCGGCAGCGGAGAAGGGGAAGGCAACGGAACAGAAGAGCAGGGCUGCCCCGGCUGCCGCUGCCACCGCGGCUGCGGACGACGAGCUGGUGGCCUCUGCGCUGGCGGUGGAGGUGGACGAGGCGCCGGCAGCCCAUGGAGAUACCGCAGUGGCGGAGGCGGAGGCGGAUGCCGAGGCGGUGGUGGAGGGCGAGGCGGAAGCUCAGACGGAGGCUGAGGCCGAGGCGGAGCAGCUGCUUGUGGCCGCCACCACGGCCUGGAAUGUGCAGGGCAACCGGGUGGUGGGAGUGAAGCACGCGCGCAAGGCGCUGGAUGUGCUCAAGGCCGGGCCGCACAAGGCCAAAUUCCGCUCCGAGGUGGCCUCGUCCCUGGCCGACAUGCUGUACGCGCUCAACCGCUGGGACGAGGCGCUGGAGGCGGUGGGCGAGGCCAUGACGGCGGCGCGCGAGGCGCACGAAUGGGCGCUGGCCGUUAAGCUCAGCAACAACAUGGGCGCUGUGUACAAGAAGCUGGGCAGGGCCGCUGAUGCCGAGGCCCUGCACCGCGACUGCUACCAGCUGGCGGUGCGCGAGCUGGGCGUGGCGCACCCGUUGGCGCUGCUGGCGCGCUCCAACUUGACGGAGGCGCUCAUGCGGCUGAGCGCCGCCUCACCCGCGGCUGGCCAGGAGGGUGCGGCCGAGCAGCAGCCGGCGGCCGCGGCGGAGGGCGGCGGCAAGGACAGUGCGGAGGACAAGGCGGCCCGCAACGAGGCCCGUGUGCUGCUCAAGGACGCACUGGCUCAGCUGGAGGCGGAGGCAUCGACGCAGGAGGCCACAGUGGCUGCGGGGCCCAGCGCGGCCGAGGCGGCGGCCGAGGCGGCCAGCCAGCCUGCCGCAUCGGACUCCGCGCCUAAGCCCAACCCCGGCGAGACGCCCGCCGCGGCUCUGCUGCGGCGCACUCGCACCGCCAUCAUGCGGACAUACAUCGAGCUGGGCCGGCUGGAGAUGGUGGCGGGCGAGGACAAGGUGGCCGCCGAGGCCGCCUACCGCUCCGCUCUGGUGCUGUGCGAGACCGUGUACGGCGCCGACAGCCGUGAGAGCCAGGGCCCGGCCUUCAGCCUAGCCAACUGCCUGCGCAGCAUUGACAAGAAGGACGAGGCCAAGGCUCUGUACGAGAAGCUGUACGCGGCCAUCCAGGCGCGCAACGGCCAGGGCGAGGAGACCGCCGUGCACCUGGGCCGAUACCUGGCGGACAUGGCGGAGGAGGCUGGCGACUGGGCGGCGGUGGACAAGUACGCCUCCUCGGCGCUGAACUCCAUGACGCUGCUCAUCGGCACCAAGGCGCACCCCGUGCUGGAGUCGUUUGUGCAAGCCGCCUGCCGCGCAAAAGUCAACAACGGCGACGCGGCCGGCGCAGAGACCCUGCGCCGCCAGUUUCUCAGCGCCAUGCUGCGGCUACAGCAGCAGGCGCAGCGCACCGGCCGCGGCAUGGGCGCGCCGUCUGGAGCCGUGCCUGCCGCAGCGGGCCGCGGCAAGAAGGGCCGCAAGUAGUGCGAUUGGUGUACUAACCUACAGUUGGUUUCGGGCGACUUUGCAGUAUACGUGUCUAGUUACAUUGUAGCUGUGGACGCGUAUCAGGAGAGGCCAACGCGCUCCACGUGUGGGCGACAGACGGCGAGAGCAGGCGCGAGCAGGCGAGGUGCAAUAGGCGAAGGAGUGUGCGAUGGGCGUGUGAUGGGACAGGGUUCAGGCAGGUUGGCGAGGUCCCAUAGGGUGCAGCUGACGCCCAUACCCCAAGCAGACAGCAAACAGUUUGCAGCGGCAGAGCAGGAGUGCAUGGCUGGUCGAACGCCGGAGUUACUGUACCGACACGUUGCUGGCUGGCUGGAAGUUUGCUGAUGCGCAUUCCUCACGCUCCGGGCGCCCGGCGAUAGCACCACACAGACACACCGCAACGCCACACUCGCUGCGUGUCUGGACCUACGGGGACUGUUCAGGUCGUCUAGAUGGUCGCCACGCGGCUGCUCGUAGAAGGCUAAGUGCUUAGCAAGGCGGGACAGUGUGCGAUGGGCCAGUGUUCAGGAUCCGCCUUUUACAGU
Messenger RNA from Chlamydomonas reinhardtii, 3478 nucleotides. RefSeq lists its product as uncharacterized. The record is from RefSeq and is a predicted model, not a curated record. Gene Ontology annotation, molecular function: protein binding; structural constituent of chromatin; DNA binding. Lineage: Eukaryota; Viridiplantae; Chlorophyta; Chlorophyceae; Chlamydomonadales; Chlamydomonadaceae. The transcript has 10 exons. Bases 318 to 2930 code for a protein of 870 amino acids. Gene Ontology annotation, biological process: chromosome condensation.